This is a messenger RNA of Erpetoichthys calabaricus (reedfish), 2007 nucleotides long. RefSeq names its product matrix metallopeptidase 28 (gene mmp28). NCBI's taxonomy places the organism in Eukaryota, Metazoa, Chordata, Cladistia, Polypteriformes, Polypteridae. Gene Ontology annotation, biological process: extracellular matrix organization; proteolysis; collagen catabolic process. Gene Ontology annotation, molecular function: zinc ion binding; metalloendopeptidase activity. The transcript has 8 exons. The record is from RefSeq and is a predicted model, not a curated record. Gene Ontology annotation, cellular component: extracellular matrix. The coding region runs from base 178 to 1770 and encodes 530 amino acids.
GUGUGAAAGUAGCGCGACUUCCAAGAGCCCUACAGCUGAUACUGGUGCCAAGGACUUAACCUGCCUUUGGAAUGAGCUUUGACAAUAAAAUGGAUUAGUUAUGCCGCAACGACAUUUCUAUUGCUCUUUCGUAAGAAGCAAACACAUUUCUAAAGAAACUUGUCAUUUGUCUACAAGAUGCGCUUCAUUUUUAAUUUCUUCAGGAUAGCAAAUCUGCUUCUGCUGUUGGCUGCUGUUUUUAUCGCUGCCUGUGCCAGUGUAACAGUCACUAAGGAUCAAGGUUUUGACUGGACAAAAAUCGAGGGAUUUCUUGAAAAAUAUGGGUAUCUGGAACACGAGAAGACAUUGAGCCAUGACCCGCCUGAAAUUAGAGAUGCCGUUAGGGAAUUUCAGUGGCUGUCCCAUUUGCCCACCACUGGCUCACUGGACAUGACCACUGUACACCAAAUGUCUGAGCCAAGGUGCGGAGUAACCGACAGAAAGAGCCAUAAGGCCUGGCAGGACAGAAUCAGGAGGCUCUUCUUGGGAGGUCAACAUGGACUUCAGCGGACUAAGAGAUACACCAAUCAAGGAGAGAAGUGGUAUAAGCGCCAUCUAACCUACAAAAUUGUGAACUGGCCCAAAUCACUGUCCGAGGCGCAGGUGAAACUGGCUGUAAAGGUUGCCUUUGAACUGUGGAGCAAUGUGUCAGCUCUUGCCUUCUGGGAAGUGGAUGAAGGCCCUGCAGACAUCCGAUUGGCUUUCUACGAUGGCGAACACAAUGAUGGAAGCUCCAAUGCCUUCGACGGGCCAGGUGGUGCUUUGGCUCAUGCUUUCUUUCCCCGAAGAGGAGAAGCCCACUUUGAUAUUACAGAGCGUUGGACCCUCAACAGUCUCAAAGGACGGAACCUCUUCAUUGUUACAGCUCAUGAGAUCGGACACACACUGGGACUUGAGCAUUCUCCGGUAAAAAAUGCUCUUAUGUCGCCCUACUACAAAAAGCUGGGCAAGGAUUUUGUCCUGAGCUGGGAUGACAUUAUGGCUGUGCAACAGAUGUAUGGGAAGCCUUCUAACGGGUCACCUGUACAGCUCUCUGGACGAAUGUUUGCUUCCUUUCUGGACUCUGUGUACAAUAAUGACUUACAGUCUUCUGAAAUUGAGCAGUCUGCUGAAGAUCUUGCCCCUUACUGCCAAACAUUCUUUGAUGCCAUCACCAUGGAUAUGAAUCACACAGUUUACAUCUUCAAGGACGGCCUUUAUUGGACAGUGUCCCCAGAAGGAGAAGUGAGCAGCCCGCAAUACCUCCAAAAGAGGUGGCCUGGACUUCCUCCUGCUAUCGAGGCUGUCUCUGUGUCGAAGGCUGAUGGAAAGAUCUACUUUUUUAAAGGUGGACGGUGUUGGCGUUUUGAUGGUGAAAAUUUAGAUGAACAGUUCCCCCAAAAAAAUGGUAUUAUCGGCCUUCCCCGACACCCCGACUCUGCCUUUCAUUUUCAACCUCUUGGACAUAUGGUGGUUCUAAAAGGCCCUCGCUAUUUUGUAUUUAAUGAAGAAGCUCUUAGGGUUGAGCCCUACUACCCUAGGGGGCUAUCUGACUGGAAGGGUGUCCCUAUAAACACAAAUGGAGUCCUCACCAGGCCAGACGGUCUGCUUUAUUUUUUUAAAGAUGAUCGAUUUUGGAAGUUUGACCCUGUCAAGCUGAAGGUGAUCAGUAGUGGCCAGUGGGCCCAGGAACUAGGGUGGACUGGCUGUAAAAUGAGAAGAGAAGAAGUGUCCAGUAAUGCAAUCAACUGAACUAAAGGGAAUGAAUCUGAUACUGUAACCAAAGAAAUUUGCAAUCACACUUACAGUUUAUUGUGCUUUUUUACUCAAUAAUUGUGUGUGUGUGUAUAUAUGUAUAUAAUUUCAUAAAGUGCUUUUUUGUCAGCACCUUUCUUAAAAGAAUUCAAAAUGAUACCCCUUUGGCCAUUGAAAAUGUGAGGGACACCAAGGUGACUGAGUUACAGCACUGUUUGGUCAAUUUGAUACAAA